This is a messenger RNA of Triticum turgidum subsp. durum (durum wheat), 483 nucleotides long. The record is from the annotation of a GenBank genome assembly. Lineage: Eukaryota; Viridiplantae; Streptophyta; Magnoliopsida; Poales; Poaceae.
AUGGCUCGCCUGCUCGCGCAAAGCCUAGCCCGCCCCUCUCCGGCCACCGCCUCCCUCCUCCCGCUGCGCGGGCUCUCCACCAAGGUCGAGCUCAUCGAGAUCGACCUCGCCGAGGAGGACCCGUCUUCGGUCGAGGUCGUGGGGAUCCGGCGCAUGGAGGAGGCCAUCCACGGCGUGAUGGUGCGGCGGGCCACGCCCGAGUGGCUCCCCUUCGUGCCGGGCGGGUCCUUCUGGGUGCCCCCUGUGCGUCGCCCCCGCGGGGUCGCCGAGCUCGUCGGCCGGAUCGCGGCGUCCGGGGUCGGCGAGGUGUCGUACGAGGCGGACCCCUACGUCCCCAUGACGGAGGAGGAGGUGCUCUCCCUUUCGACCGCCCGGGGGUGGCCGUCGGCGGCCUACUUCGUCGAAGGUUUUCCUUUCCGAGCGAGCAACUUUCUUUUUCUCAAGAGAGCACAAGCGGAAUCGCCGAUUGUUGUCUACGAAUAG